Messenger RNA from Cornus florida, 687 nucleotides. RefSeq lists its product as uncharacterized. Bases 1 to 687 code for a protein of 228 amino acids. The record is from RefSeq and is a predicted model, not a curated record. Lineage: Eukaryota; Viridiplantae; Streptophyta; Magnoliopsida; Cornales; Cornaceae. The transcript has a single exon.
AUGGCUAGAGAAUACAAAAACUCCUUGGUCAAAACUCCUUUCACUGACGAUGUGUAUAUGGUUGAGAGGCCCAAGAAAUUUACCAUGCCUUCUUUUAUUCAGUUUGAUGGUAUGGGGGAUCCUUCUCGACAUCUAGAUCAUUACGCCCAAAAGAUGGCUUUGGAUGACCGUAAUGACCCUUGGAUAUGCAGAGUUUUUCCUACCAACUUGACAGGAGUAGCACUAAAGUGGUUCAGGAAUAGGCCACAUAAAUCCAUCCUAGAUUACGUAACUCUGUGCACCAUGUUCCAGGCACAAUACAGCGGAAAUAAGAAGCAAAAGAAGAGUAUUGCUAGCCUCUUCACCAUAAGGCAAAAGAAGGGGGAAACAUUGCAGGAUUUCUUAUCUAGAUUCAACAUGGAAGCCUCGGAAAUAGCAGAUUGCUAUCCCGCGACUACUAUAGAAACAUUUAAACUUGCGAUGAUUCAGGGGACGAAGUUUCACACUUCCUUGGUCAAAUAUUCUCCUCUCGACAUGCAGACUCUUAAUAGCAGGGCCCAGAUUUACAUUCGGCUCGAGGAAAAUGUAGCCCACCGAGUGCAGCACGCCACCCUCGUGACGGUGGAGAAUAAGCCUCAAGAGAGAAUUCCAAACUCAAAGAUUCAGAAAAGCCAACCCGCCUCAACGCCGAUCACCCAAGCACCUUAG